CAUGAUUACAACAUGACAGACUCUCCAAAUGCCAAACACUCUCUUGAAUCCAGUCGCCAAUGUAGAAUAUGUUUAUCAGAGGAUGAUGACAAGGAAUUAUUGAUAUCACCUUGUAGCUGUAAAGGAUCGAUGUAAGCUUUUUCAUCUGAAAUCUCCCUUAUGCCGCCGCUGAACACCGUCGUCUAAAAAGUUGACCUCCGCCACCUUUUUCUAUACAAAGUAAAUAUGUUCACCCUAGUUGCCUAACAUCGUGGCGAAAGGCUUUGGUUCGACAUGGCCGUGGUCGAGACGCCGAUCGUUGCACGUUGUGCAAACGUCAACUCAACAUACGAGCAAGAGGAUGGGUAUCCUUCCUCGCCAACCAUAAAUUUACGCCAGUGGUUAUGACAGCAUUGGUUCUCUUCUUGAUAUUGAUUCCAGCAGGGUAUAUCAUGAAAGCCCUCGUGGUGAUGUCAAUUCGGUUCACGGACAGAUACGACAGUUCAACCAACAUGCUGUGGGACAAACCCAUCGACAUCAAUGCCGCGGACGUCAUGUCGCCCAAAUCCUAUCCUCUGUAUGCACCGUUUCCAGUAUGCAGCCCUUCAUCGAUUGAGGUAACAUCACACGCGUUGUUCAGCAGCCCAAUUGUCUAUUGGAUGCUCUUUCCUUUCUCCGACGACCGAUGUUGGCAUUUCAUCUUGUGCAAGCUGCAGCAUUUCCACCUUGGAUUUUUCUUAUUAGGCAGCGUUAAUAAUGUGUGGUUUACAUACAAGAUCCUAGGCGACAUGUUCGAUAUCAUUUUAGGCGAUACAGCGGAAGAAGGCGGUGUACGAUUGACUCGUGGCGCGCAACUGAUCAAGACUGGACUCCUCAUUUAUACUAGUAUGCUAGUGUGCAUCUUUUGGAUUCAUUUUAAUUUAUUUGCCUUUCGUGCUGAAGCAACCGAAAUGGGAACAGCGGCUUUUCGACUGAAAAACUUUUUAGCCGAAUUACCACUCUGGGGCCUUCGAUGGAUUACAUUGAGUGUGGCGGUUGGCGAGUUCGCGGUUCGCAGCCUUUAUCAGUGGCUAGGCAAAGCUUUAUACCGCGUCGAAGAUGAUGAAAUUCUUUCCAUAGACGAAGACCAAAUCUCUGCCACUCCAUUUCGGUGGCGGAGGCAGCCAUAACACGUCGAUGAGGCUUAUGCGUCGUUCGUAUAUCAAAACGUUUGUUGUCCGGCAUCCCAAAUAAAACCAUAAUUGCAAACUUUUUUUUUUCUGUAUUUGCCUUUUCAAGUGACAGUGAUUGACGCUCCGUUGACCGAAACAACGCGCUCGACAGGAAAGAAUACCGU
Umbelopsis ramanniana AG is the source of this 1315-nucleotide messenger RNA. RefSeq lists its product as uncharacterized. Bases 384 to 1148 code for a protein of 254 amino acids. The transcript is spliced from 2 exons. The record is from RefSeq and is a predicted model, not a curated record. NCBI's taxonomy places the organism in Eukaryota, Fungi, Mucoromycota, Umbelopsidomycetes, Umbelopsidales, Umbelopsidaceae.